Molecule: messenger RNA, 516 nt
Organism: Kazachstania africana CBS 2517
Lineage: Eukaryota; Fungi; Ascomycota; Saccharomycetes; Saccharomycetales; Saccharomycetaceae
Product: phenolic acid decarboxylase
Exons: 1
Coding region: 1-516 (171 amino acids)
Molecular function (GO): carboxy-lyase activity
Source: RefSeq, a predicted model, not a curated record
AUGCCUGCAUUUGACAAACACGAUUUAAGCGGUUUUGCUGGUAAACACAUUGUUUACACUUACGACAACGGCUGGAACUACGAAAUUUACGUUAAAAAUGAAAAGACAAUCGACUACCGUAUUCAUUCUGGUAUUGUUGGUGGUCGCUGGGUUAAAGAUCAAGAAGUCUACAUCGCUCGUGUCGGUGAACAAAUUUACAAGAUUUCAUGGACUGAACCAACUGGUACUGACGUCAGUUUGACUGCCAAUUUGACUGACUUAAUAUACCACGGUACCAUCUUCUUCCCACGUUGGGUUAUCAACGACCCAAAGAAGACUGUUUGCUUCCAAAAUGACUUCAUCCCAAAGAUGGAAGCCUAUCGUGCCGAAGGUCCGGCCUACCCAACUGAAGUUAUCGAUGAAUUCGCCACCAUCACCUUUAUUCAAGAUGCUGGUCUCAAUGAUAAUGAUCUGAUCAGUGUUCCACCUUCUGAGUUGCCACCAAACUUCCCAGAAUGUCUACGUAAGAACAAAUAA